Molecule: messenger RNA, 2712 nt
Organism: Miniopterus natalensis
Lineage: Eukaryota; Metazoa; Chordata; Mammalia; Chiroptera; Miniopteridae
Source: RefSeq, a predicted model, not a curated record
CCUCCUAAGUGGGUCACCUUCUCUCUGCAGGUGUUUCCCAUUAAACACUACCAGGACAAAAUCAGGCCUUACAUCCAGCUGCCAUCACACAGAAACAUCACCGGCAUCGUGGAAGUGAUCCUUGGGGAAACCAAGGCCUAUGUGUUCUUUGAGAAGGACUUUGGGGACAUGCACUCCUACGUGCGAAGCCGGAAGAGGCUGCGGGAAGAGGAGGCUUCCCGGCUCUUCAAGCAGAUUGUCUCUGCCGUUGCCCACUGUCACCAGUCGGCCAUCGUGCUGGGGGACCUGAAGCUUAGGAAAUUCGUCUUCUCCACGGAGGAGAGAACCCAGCUCAGACUGGAGAGUCUGGAAGAUACGCACAUAAUCAAGGGGGAAGACGAUGCCCUGUCAGACAAGCACGGCUGCCCGGCCUACGUGAGCCCUGAGAUUCUGAACACCACGGGGACCUACUCUGGGAAGGCGGCGGAUGUUUGGAGCCUUGGGGUGAUGCUGUACACCCUUUUGGUGGGACGAUACCCCUUCCAUGACUCAGACCCCAGUGCCCUUUUCUCGAAAAUCCGCCGUGGACAGUUCUGCAUUCCUGACCACAUUUCCCCCAAAGCCAGGUGCCUCAUUCGCAGCCUCCUGAGGCGGGAGCCUUCUGAGAGACUCACCGCCCCGGAGAUCUUACUCCAUCCCUGGUUUGAGUCCGUCUUGGAACCUGGGUACGUCGACUCAGAAACGGGAACUUCAGACCAGAUUGUCCCAGAGUACCAGGAGGACAGUGACGUUAGUUCCUUCUUCUGCUAAUCCCAGAAACCUCAGAAACCUCAUAAUUCUCACACAUGGCAUUUCCAUUUCCAAAGAUGGACAGGCCUUUCGACGUGGUGCCAACCAGACACGUGAUGGCAUAAAGACUGUAGCUGCUGAACUGGACGCGGCGCCCCUCGGACUGGCUGUGACCGUGACUUUACUGGUGUGAGCAGCGUGCACUCUGAUGGGCUGCCCUGCAAGCUGUCUCCCUUCUUGACGAGCCCUCGCCACCUAUCCCAGUGUCAGAUCGGGGGUCCGCCUCUUUUAUAGGUGGCACAGAGUGUGGAUAUCCUACAGCACGUGCUCAAGUGACGUGAACCUCCAAAGGGAGAGGAAGUGGAUCGCACAGUGACAUUGGGGGCAAUAACCUGUUUUAACAGGGUGACAAAUCAUUUGGGCCAAUACACCUGCCAUCUUUGAACUUGUCUUUGGUAGCUAGACUCUCGCUAUACCAGCUCCUCUGAGUGGAGAGUUCUUUUUUUUUAUGGUUUGGUUUAACACUCACCCUUUCUUCACACACGUUUAGCAAUGACUGCUCCGUGUCGGGGGCAGACAGUUUCAGGAGCAUAGGAGCCUCCUGCACCAUGAACCCAGACUCUCUCCUCUAUUUCCCGCCAAGACCUCAUUUGCACUAAUGCCUUCUCUCUGACCUUGAAACGUCUCUCCCCCUUCACUCUAAAAGCACCUACCAGCUGAUGGUGGAGAAGUGUCACAAACAAUUCGAACUCCUGGCUAUUUCAGAACUCAGCUCAGACAGAGACUGCAGAUUUUUAAAAAUAAUUUGAGCACUUGGAAACUGGUAGCUUUUUGGGUUCCUCUCAAAUAUGUUAGCAUUUAUCUUUUACUUUUUCCCCAAGACCAUCUCAGGGUGGAGUGUUUUGUCUAAGAGGAGAAAGGUAUGGAGUCUCUCCACUCCCCUCUCCCAAGAGCAAAUGUUAAAAUUUAGAGGAAGUGAAUUUUGGAUGGUUCUCAGACGAAGUUCCAGAAUUAUACUUUAAUCCCCACCUCCAUGGAUAUGGUCUGCCCUUGGCAUUGUGUGUGCGUCUGCAGUUUUGCAUGAUGGGUUGUUAAUAUUUCAAAUGUGGUGUGGUUUGUGAAUACAUCUGUAUACUCAGCAUCUGGAGGAAAUAGCAAACCCCAAAUCUUAAAAGUCGGAAGAACUUUGAAAGUCAUCUGGUCCAACUUCUUUUCUCUUUCUGCCACCUCCCAACGCAGAAAUCCACCCCCCUUGAGCUUGUCUUACACCUGGGAAUCCGGUCUCUGUUUGAAUGCUUCCAGAGACUGGAACUCACUCCCUACAAAAGAUAGAGCUUAACGGAGAAACUGCAACUUGCAUUAAAAAACAAAUACAGAUGAAAUACCAGUCAAUGUCUUGGACAGGACAGAAAUUAGGUGGUUAAACGGGUAAACCAAACAUACUGUAUUUUGAGAAAUGGCACAAAAACAGGCAGUCAUCUUCAAGGGCUAUGCCUAGGCAAACUACUAACAUGAAUUGUUAAGAAUGCCGUGUAUACCUCAUGUACUGUGUACUUUGUACAUAUAUUUUACCUUUUAUACAUAUGUUCGAUAUUUUUUGUUGUUUUGGCUCUGAGGCUUGUUCUGUUGUUUGUGUAUGUCUGAAUAACCUGCGUGUCUAAAACCACGUGAAAUGUGAAUGAUUAUUGGCAAUAUUACCUUGACAGAAUCAUGGGACUCGGAGAAGAGGGAGGACAGAGGCCUCUGUCGCACUAACGCUCUCGUGGUUGCUCGACUGUUGUAUCUGUGAUACAUUACCCGGCUAAGGACUCUGGCCGGGCUGGCCGGGGCUUCUGCCGGCGAAGCUAGAAACACUAGACCCUUCCUGUACAUGUGUAUAUAUGUGAACAGUGAGAUGGCCAUUUUUGACUUGUAGAGAAAUUUUAAUAAAUCUGGUUUCGUAAA